This is a messenger RNA of Drosophila miranda, 1304 nucleotides long. RefSeq lists its product as uncharacterized. The record is from RefSeq and is a predicted model, not a curated record. The transcript is spliced from 2 exons. Bases 110 to 682 code for a protein of 190 amino acids. Lineage: Eukaryota; Metazoa; Arthropoda; Insecta; Diptera; Drosophilidae.
UUGUCACUAAUCAAUACAGGCAAACUUUCAAUCCGAGUUUCAGGCGAUAAACUUCUACGCUUCCGUUUCGCUACACAGCUCCCUUCGCUGGUGUCGCUAGUGUGGCAGGAUGCAGUCGAGGGGCUACAAUCGACCUCCGAAGCGCAAGCAGAUCCCCCAUCUGUUCAGCAACAUCCUGCAGGUGGUCGCCGAAGCCGAUCGCCCGCUGACCCAGCCCGAAAUCGUUGAGGCCUUGGUCGAGCGCCUGGAUCGCUCCGACGAGGAGCUGAAGCGCCAGAUCACAGUCAGCCUACACGAUGCCCUCAUCAACGGCUAUCUGCGGGUCAAGAACUACCGCUAUUCGUCCGUUUCCGAUCGAUUAGACUCCGACCUCGACUCUGGGGUACCGAGAAUAUCUGGGACCGGAAACUCGCGGACGGAGGGCGAUCACUGGGUUCACCAGAGGCUUCUACGGUCUGUCUCAAAUCGCCUAAAUACCAGUGAUCCAGAUCAUCCUACGAGAUCCUCGACAUCUGGAAACUCGGUGUCGGACGAUCAACGGGUUCUCGAGAGGCUCUCAAGAGCAGCCAUCGUCUCGCAAUCAGGUCUAGAGCAUCUCGGGGAGAGGGUAGUGACGGCCACUGGUUCUUCCAGCCAGAGGUUACGGUCGAGCCAGAGCAGAAGACCCAGCGAAUUGGAGUGAAGCAGAACUCCUCUUUGGAUGCUUCGACCCAGCAGUUAUGUUCCUAAAAUUGAGAUAAAAUAGUGCAGAAAUUAUACAAUCCUUAGUCAAUGUUCGGAAUAAACAGUACACUGGGCAAGCACAUACUUUUCAUUCACACACACACACAUCUCACAUAUGCUACAGGCUCGUAUGGUUAGCUCGUUCUAUUCAGUAGACAUUUAGAAUUCAACAGAUCAACAACAUUUGGAGUAUUUACUUGAAAAGAUUCAAAAUUUAACUAAUAUACGAACCAAUACAAUGUCUUUGAAACAAAAGGGUGUUCUCAGUCAAGUAACCCAAAUUUUUGUGGUCGGAUAUACCCUGCGAUCUUAUACCGUGUACGAAGGGGAAGGCCCCAACAGAUUUUCGCGCCGCACUUGCUUCGGUCACGAGCUAUCGCGCUGGAUCAGCCAGGCCGUCAUCAAUCGGUCUGAGCGUAUGCUAGCCCGUACUCCGUCUCGGCGGACCAUGAACAGGAUGAUGCCAGAGCGGCUGAUGAACUAUGAUGUGAACUCCCAGAAGCGUAACCCUGCCCUCAAGCUGAAGGUGAAAGGGAAUAGAGCUAUGCCCCUGACCCCCGAAUAAAUGCUGAAAAAGCGCA